AUGCUGGAGGAAAUUGGCUCCAAGACGCGCACACGCCCAACUCACACCCCGACAACCAUUUCGUCCAGAAGGAGCCGCCGGGCUCCCGGCCCCGACCCGCCCAUAAGCGUGGAGCGUCUGGGAACCGCGCGGAGGAGCCGACCCGCGGCGACGAGGGCUGCCGGCACCUGGACGGGGCUGCUGGUGCUGCGGCUGUUCUUGGUGCUGAAGCUGGCGCUGCCCCGGACCCGAGGCCACUUGCCCCCCGGGCCACCGCUGCCGCUGCCGCUGCUGGUGAAACUCCUGCAGCUUCGGCCCGGGGCGCUGUACUCGGGGCUCUUGCGGUUGAGUAAGAAGUACGGACCAGUGUUCACCGUGUACCUGGGACCCUGGCGGCGCGUGGUGGUCCUGGUCGGGCACGAGGCUGUGCAGGAGGCCCUGGGAGGUCAGGCUGAGGAGUUCAGUGGAUGGGGGAUGUUGGCAACGCUGGACGGGACCUUUGACAGCCAUGGAGAUCUCGCCUUCUGCACAGGGGUUUUCUUCUCCAACGGGGAACGGUGGCGGCAGCUGCGGAGAUUCACCCUGCUGGCCCUGCGGGACCUGGGCACGGGAAAUCGAGAAGGCGAGGAGCUGAUCCAGGCGGAAGCUCAGGGUCUGGUGGAGACAUCCCGGGGGGAUGGAAGGUCAGACGGCCCUUUGCUGGCUCAGGCCACCUCCAACAUCAUCUGCUCCCUCACCUUCGGCCUCUGCUUCCCCUACGACGAUGAGUUCCAGGCCGUGGUCCGGGCGGCUGGUGACACCAUGCUGGGGGUCAGCUCCCCGUGGGGCCAGUUAAGUGGGCGGGACCCCUGUCCAGCCACCUUUUCCAGACCUGUGCAGCCACACAAGGAGAGCCUGGACACCUCAGCCCCCCCCUAUGACAUUGUGGAUGCCUUCCUGCUGAAGAUGGCAAAGGAGGAGCAGGACCCAAGCACAGAAUUGACUGACAAGAACUUGCUGAUAACAGCCAUUUAUCUGCUGUUCGCCGGGAUGGUCACGGUCAGCACCACUGUCCGCUACACCCUCUUGCUUCUGCUGAAGUACCCUCAGGUCCAAGAGCUUGUGAGGGAGGAACUGACCCGGGAGCUGGGGGCCGGCGGUGCACCGGGCCCGGGGGACCGAGCCCACCUCCCCUACACGGACACCGUUCUGCACGAGGUGCAGCGGCUGCUGGCUCUGGUGCCCAUGGGAGUGCCCCGCGCCCUCUCGAGGACCACCUGCUUCCGAGGGUGCACCCUGCCCCAGGGCAUUGAGGUCUUCCCCCUCCUUGGCUCUGUCCUGCAUGAUCCUGAGGUCUUCGGUCAGCCACACGAAUUCAAUCCAGACCGAUUCCUAGAUGCGGACGGACGGUUCCAGAAGCAGGAGGCAUUCUUGCCCUUCUCCUUAGGUAAGCGUGUCUGCCUCGGAGAGGGCCUGGCUCAGGCAGAACUAUUCCUCCUUCUCACCACCAUCCUGCAGGCCUUCUCCCUGGAGAGCCCCUGCCCGCCGGGGGCCCUGAGCAUCCAGCCAGCUGUCAGCGGCUUUUUCAACAUCCCCCCAGCCUUCCAUCUGCAAGUCCAGCCCCACUAA
Messenger RNA from Neomonachus schauinslandi (Hawaiian monk seal), 1587 nucleotides. Its product is annotated as cytochrome P450 2S1. Gene Ontology annotation, biological process: xenobiotic metabolic process. Gene Ontology annotation, molecular function: heme binding; oxidoreductase activity, acting on paired donors, with incorporation or reduction of molecular oxygen, reduced flavin or flavoprotein as one donor, and incorporation of one atom of oxygen; iron ion binding. Lineage: Eukaryota; Metazoa; Chordata; Mammalia; Carnivora; Phocidae. The record is from RefSeq and is a predicted model, not a curated record. Gene Ontology annotation, cellular component: cytoplasm; intracellular membrane-bounded organelle.